AUGGCCGCACGAAUGGGGAUUGUGGCUCCGAAUGGUAUUGCUCAAAAAGCUGUCGCAAAGAUAACGUGGGGCGGCCACAUUGACCCGAAGAGUAUUCAGUACUUUGAAGAUCACGCAACUUCGACGUCCAUUGGUGAUGCGGUCAAGUUCACAGCCAUGUCGCAAAUAUACGGCGAAGGUCGACCUUCCAACGAGCCAUGCUACAUCCGCAGUGUGAAGCCCAAUUUUGGGAACCUUCAAGCGGGCGCUGGAUUGGGCUUCAUCAGAACAAUCAUUGCUUUGAGAAAUAGAAUCAUCUUACCACAAGCAAACUUCAGGUUCUUCAACCGAAAGAUCGACUGGGCCAAUGCGGGUAUCAAGGAUGGAUGGAUGGAUGGAUGGAUAGAGAAAUAA
Drepanopeziza brunnea f. sp. 'multigermtubi' MB_m1 is the source of this 393-nucleotide messenger RNA. The record is from RefSeq and is a predicted model, not a curated record. Lineage: Eukaryota; Fungi; Ascomycota; Leotiomycetes; Helotiales; Drepanopezizaceae.